AGCUCGGCCGUGCAGUUAGCUGGUUUUAAAGUGCUUAAGUGAUAAAAAAAGUGACUAAAAUAAUGAGUAUGUGAAGUACGCACAAGGUAUUUCAACAAGUACGCAAAAAAUACUCAAAAUGCAGCUGCUUGGAUUGUUGUUUAUUUGUCAGUCAGUUUGUUUGUGGUACACUGCAGCUAAGCUGCAUGAGGCAAAAUCUAUGGGCAGAAUUAGGAAUGUAUACGAUAGGAGGAUUGAGGAUUUCAACUACUCGAAUGCUGAUUACAGUGCACAGCAGGUCGAUGCAGACAACAAUCAAUUGCUGGUGUUGGGGGAGGAUGAGGUCGAGCUGCACGAGCAGGUGCGGCAAAUACCCGCAGUGCAAGUAAAAGUGACAAAUGAAGUGGAAAGUGCUAUGAUGAGGGCAACAACAGCAGAAGAAGAUGAGGAGGUAAAAGCAGUAUGGAAGGCGAAACGACUGCAGUCCAAUGGAAAUGACCAGAACAAGGACAGGCCUGAAAUACAAAUUGAAAGGACAUCAAAUCAGGACAUCAGCAGCGGUAGCGGGGGCCUAAUGAGCCCCGACGAGCUGCCAAUAUCGGAAAGGCAUAAUUCUGGCAACAACAGCAACAAUGCGGGCAACAUGGGCCAAACGGCUGAUGAGCAACUAUUGCGAUUACAGGACUACAAUUUACUGUACAAUGCCGAGCGGCAGACAUACUUUCAGCUGCACUCGAGCAAUUGGCGUGGCACAAAUAGACCGCCGCCAUCGGGUGGCAAUCGACUGUUGCAGCAGGUUGUUGGCAACACGCUGAGCGCCGCCUUUGGCCUGAAUGCGAAUGACGAUAAUGUUAAGAAUACUUCCAUGGAGAUGACCACCACGCAAACGGUGCGGCUCUAUGAUGCCGCCUCCUUGCGACAAUCGCGCUUCAACCCAUUCCAACCGACGCGCAUCAUAAUACACGGCUGGCUGGGCAAUGCACAUGCCAAUGUCUACAGCUAUUUGGUCCCCGCCUACAUGACCCUCGGCGACGGCAACUACAAUAUUUUCACCGUGGACUGGGGCCGUGGCGCCAUUGCCGACUAUAUAACGGCCAGCUAUAGGGUGAAGCCUGUGGGUCAGGUGCUGGCCAAGUUUCUGGACUUUCUGCACGAGGAGGCUGGCAUGCGGUUUGAGGAUCUGCAGCUGAUUGGCUUCAGCAUGGGCGCCCAUGUAGCUGGCCUGGCCUCAAAACAUUUGCAAACGGGCCGCGUGCGUGUGAUACGCGCCUUGGAUCCAGCUUUGCCGUUUUUUCGCUAUGCCCAGGAGAAGGAGCGACUGAGUCGCAGCGAUGCGGACUAUGUGGAGGUAUUGCACACGAGCGUGGGAAGCUAUGGAUUUGAUCGCCCACUGGGCCACGUGGACUUCUAUGCCAAUUGGGGCAGCCAGCAGCCGGGCUGCUUUUGGCACGAGUGCAGCCAUUGGCGUGCCUUUGCCCUCUUCAAGGAGAGCCUGGAGAAGAUGGCCUUCGAGGCCAAGGGUUGUGAGACCAGUGAAUGGCAGCAGUUGACGCGCUACAAGCGCUGUCCACAACCCACGGGCCAACGGCUGCACAUGGGCGGCGAUUUGGGCGAGUUAUCAAUGGAGCAGCUGGCGCAGCGUAUGGGAGUUUAUUAUUUUGAGACCCAGGCGAAGGCACCGUACGAUAUGGGCGCAGCAUUAUAGUGGAGCAACAUUCAGUGUGGAAAAUGGCAUGAAAAAUGAAAAUAAAAAAUCCAAAAUAUAAAGAAAGCAAAGCAACCAGCACAACAACAACAACAACAACUACUACUACAACUACAACAACACAAACAGCGUAAUGAGCAAAUGUGUAGCGCGCAUUUUUAUUUCUAAUUAGUAAGUGCAUUUGUGUGUGCGAGUGCAUGUAUACUCAUACAUGUGUGAAAGUGUGUGUGUGUGUGCAUACGUGUGUAUUUCUAAAAGCUGCGCUGCAAAAUUAAAAAAUGCUGCCAUGUGUAAAAUGCUUUUCAUGCCAGUCACAGUCAGGGAAAAUAAAAAAAAAAACGUACACACACAACUUGCAACGAGCAUGUGAAAUUGUGAAAACCCAAAAUGCCAGGCAAAGUAGUUUUCGCCGCCAUUUUGCCUGAAUAUAAAAAAAUAUUACCAAACAUCCGAUAAACCCUUAAAGCAUGCGACAGUUAAUUAAGUAAUUGCACAGAUUUCCAUGUUUUAAAAUGUUAAAUAUUCAUUUUAAAUCAAUUUUACAUAGCUCUACAAGAAUAUGAUUCCAAUUUCCGUGAAGCAUAGCCUGAACCAUUGUUAAAUUUGACCUACUUUGAUUUACCUUUAUAUCGUAUCAUUUCUUUUAACUUCAAUAUAAAACAUCAUCUCAAAA
Messenger RNA from Drosophila virilis, 2357 nucleotides. RefSeq names its product lipoprotein lipase. Gene Ontology annotation, biological process: lipid catabolic process. Gene Ontology annotation, molecular function: lipase activity. The record is from RefSeq and is a predicted model, not a curated record. NCBI's taxonomy places the organism in Eukaryota, Metazoa, Arthropoda, Insecta, Diptera, Drosophilidae.